Messenger RNA from Miscanthus lutarioriparius, 276 nucleotides. The record is from the annotation of a GenBank genome assembly. NCBI's taxonomy places the organism in Eukaryota, Viridiplantae, Streptophyta, Magnoliopsida, Poales, Poaceae.
AUGGCCGGCGGCGGCGGCAUGGUGUUCGAGCCCCACGCGGGCGCGGUGGCGGGCGGCGACGUCGUGUUCUGCGCUGCCAUCGUGUGCCUGUCGCUCCUGUCCAUGGUCAUCUUCGCGGCGGCCGGCUCCUCCUCCUCAGGCGCCGCCGGGGACGAAGCAGGGAAGCCGCGGCGGCGCGGCCGGCGCGCCAACGGGCCUGUGUUCGUGGGCGGCUGGGGCUGCGGCUGCGGCGGCUGCAGCGCCGGCGCCGGCGUCUGCGGCACCUACCUCUCCUGA